This is a messenger RNA of Blepharisma stoltei, 1098 nucleotides long. NCBI's taxonomy places the organism in Eukaryota, Ciliophora, Heterotrichea, Heterotrichida, Blepharismidae. The record is from the annotation of a GenBank genome assembly.
AUGAAAGGAUUUUUUACUAAUCUUCUUGCCCAGAUCAAUUGCUCAAACUGUUCAUGAAACAUGCGAGAAAACGAAGGAAGAGUUGAAUUUAAUUUAAAAGAAGUCUCUCAUUCUCAUAAUACCUCAAAAGAGCUCAUCAGUGAGCCACCUGUUGUUGAGCUUGGCUCCAGACUGACCCGAGAAAGUCAUUUUCAACAACAGCAGCCUCCCAUUCCUGUAUAUAGAGAAAAUUUAAAGCUCAUAGUCCCUAAAGUCAUUAGGAUCCAGUCUUAUUGACGUGGCCACCAAACCAGGAAACUAUACUCACAUAUCAUAAAAUCAAAUAAGCAAAGAAAAUAUCUUCCAAACUCAGAAAAGGAAAAUUUUGGAUUAAAAAGGAAUUCAAUUGAAAAAGAGAGACAGUCAUACGCAAAUAAAUCAGGGCCAACUUAUGUAGGCGAUUACCAAGGAAAUGAUAGAGAAGGAUACGGAGUCCAGACAUGGCCUGAUGGAGCAAAAUAUGAAGGUCAAUGAAAAGGGAACAAAGCAAAUGGGCAUGGAAAAUUUUGGCAUAUUGAUGGAGAUAUGUUCGAAGGAAACUGAAUUGACGAGAAAGCUCAUGGAAAAGGUGUAUAUACCCAUACUAAUGGAGCUGUUUAUGAAGGAGACUGAAGAAAUGAUAUCCAAGAAGGCUUUGGGGUGGAAAUUUGGGCUGAUGGCAGCAAGUAUCAAGGAUUUUAUAAGAAUGGGAAAAAGCAUGGUUUUGGAAUUUAUCAUUGGAGUGAUGGAAGUAUUUAUGUAGGAAAUUGGGUCGACAAUAGAAUAAAUGGAAGAGGUGUGUACACUUGACUGGAUGGCAGAAGAUAUGAAGGGGAAUGGCUAAAUAACAAUAUGCAUGGGCAUGGGGUUUAUUCGUGGAAGGAUGGGAGAAAGUAUGAUGGAGAGUAUUUAUUUGAUAAAAAGCAUGGAUAUGGAAUCUAUACUUGGGCUGAUGGAAAAAAGUAUGUAGGAAGCUGGAGAAAUGGGAAACAACAUGGAGAAGGAAUGCAUUUAUUUGAAAAUGGGGAAACUAGAAAAGGUAUUUGGCAAGAUGGAAAUAGAGUUAAAUGGAUUGAUUAA